Messenger RNA from Coccomyxa subellipsoidea C-169, 3019 nucleotides. RefSeq lists its product as hypothetical. Gene Ontology annotation, cellular component: Golgi membrane. Bases 1 to 2616 code for a protein of 871 amino acids. The record is from RefSeq and is a predicted model, not a curated record. The transcript is spliced from 15 exons. NCBI's taxonomy places the organism in Eukaryota, Viridiplantae, Chlorophyta, Trebouxiophyceae, Coccomyxaceae.
AUGGCGUGUGAAGAGGCUGUGCCAAUCGCAGGGCCCUGCCUGGAGGAGUUGGACCAGUGGUGUGCAGCUGUGAAGCCGGGCGAGGGCCGCCUGGCCAAGUGCAUCACUGACCAGCUCGCGGACGAAUCCAAGCCUGGCUAUGCCGGCACAAAAACCAGCGAGCCGUGCAAGAAGGCGCUGACCUCGUUCAAGAUCGAGCGCUCCGACAAUAUCAACCGCGACCUGCCGCUGGCCAAGGCCUGCAAGACGGACGCAGACAAGCUGUGUGCUGGCAACUUUGAGCACUACAGCAUUCUGGGGUGCUUGCGUGAGCAAGUGGAGGAUCUGGGUGCGGCCUGCAAGGAGGAGGUCUUCAAGCGCCAGAUGGAGGCCGCCAAUGACUGGCGCACCGACAAGGAGCUCAAGGAAGCUUGCGAUGCGGACGUCGUGAGCAACUGCAAGGAUGCCAAGGCAGAGAGCGGGGAGGUGCAGGAGUGCCUGGCCAAGCACCGGCCGCUGCUGUCAUGGGACUGCCAGGAGCAGCUGUUCCGCCAGGAGGUGGAGAACGCUGAGGAUCUGCGCCUCUCCAUCAAGCUCUUCCACGCCUGCCUCGCAGACAAGAAGACGUUCUGCGCGGACGUGCCUCCGGGCAAUGCGCGCGCGAAGGAGUGCCUGGAGGACAACCGGGAGCAGCCCGGCUUCAGCCCUGCCUGCAAGGUGGAGGUGGAGAAGAUGAUGGAGGCGCGCGCCGCCGACUUCCGUCUCGACCCCAAGCUGCGCGUGCUCUGCGAAGAGGACAUCCAGCAUGUGUGCGGCUUUGAGCGCGACUCCAUGGACACUGUCGUGGGCUAUGACGCUCGUGUCAUCCAGUGCCUUCAGGACUACAGGGACGAGAUCCAGUCGCCAGCAUGCUCGGCGCGCGUGCAGAAGAUAAUGGAGUACGCGUCCAGCGACAUCCGCUUCGACGUGCCCCUGGCCGAGGCCUGCUUCGAGGACCGCCAGGAGUUCUGCUCCAACGUGCCCCCCGGCUCCGCCCGCGUCAUCCGCUGCCUGCAGGACAGGCGGCUGGAGCUGAGCUACGAGUGCAAGGCGACGCUGUUUGACCAGGAGGUGCGCAUGGCGGAGAACAUCGACUUCCAGUUCCCCAUGAAGCAGGCCUGCAGCGCCGACAUCGGGCGCUACUGCAAGGACGUGCAGCACGGCCACGCCAAGAUCAUCCGCUGCCUGGAGGAGAACAUGGAGCAGCCCGCCUUCAACGCCACCUGCAAGGCCCAGGUCCAGAAGCAUGCCGCCAACGCCGCCACCGACUACAGGCACGAUGCCCACUUCGCCUGUGAGUCUGUCGGGGUGCACAGGCUGAACUACCGGCUGAGCAUAGCGUGCCACGACACGAUAAUGGACAAGUGUGCCGACGCGUGCACGUCCACGUCCAUCGACCAGCCCUGCGGCGGCACCGUGCUGCGCUGCCUCACCGAGAAGCUCGAGGAGGUCACCGACGCUGAGUGCAAGAAGGAGGUCUUCUACUUCGUCAAGAUGGAGGUGCGGGACUUCAGGAACGACAUCAUCCUGGCAGAGGCUUGCCACAGCGAUGUGGAGACCUAUUGCAAGGACACUCCAGCCGGGGAGGGGAGGGUGCACACGUGCCUGCGGGAGAAGUACGACAAGCUGACGGACGCCUGCCGCAAGGAGGAGCUCAAGCUGGCCAUCCUGCAGUCCCAAAACACCGAGCUCAUGCCCAACCUGGCCGCCGCAUGCAAGGCGGAGCGCGCGGCGCAUUGCCAGGGGGUGCGGCCGGGCAAGGCGCGCGUGUUCACGUGCCUCCUGUCGCACAUCGAGUCGGCGGACUACAGCGCCGGCUGCCGCGACCAGCUGGCCGCCCAGCAGGCGCGCCGAGUCAAGGACUGGCGCCUCGACUACGACCUGCGCCAGGCCUGCAAGGACGACGUCCCCAAGGUAUGCGCGGAAGCACGGUCGGAGGAGGACAAGGGCACGGGUGCCAUCCUCAAGUGCCUGGUGUCCAAGGUGGACAGCCUGUCGUCCUCGUGCGCGCGCGAGACCGGCCGCGCCGCACGGUACGCGCUGCAGUUCUACCAGCCCAAGGCGCCUGUCACCGACAUCUGCGAUUCCGACAUCGCCGCCCUCUGCCUCGGCUCCCAGGGCCUCGAUCAGUUCGGCAUCGGCCAGGUGAGGGCGUGCCUGGCCAGCCAGAUAGCCGUCGCCUUGCCACCAGAGGUCCAGGUGCCCAACGACAAUAAGGCAGUGAGGAGGCUGGCAGAGGUGCCUAAGGAGGCGGCCAAGCCGGUGUCCAAGCUGGCGCCGGCGUGCGACACGCUCGUGCGCUUGGCGGAGCCCGGCGACGUGUACGCGCACUACAACACGGCCAUGAGCGCCGCCGCCAUCUCCACCCAGAUCAAGACCAUUGAGCAGCGCCUGGGCCUCAAGGAGGGGACGUUGACGCCCAAGGAGGCGGGUGUGGGCUUUCUGACUCUGACGGGCUGGAGCGCUGUGCUGGGCAUCAUGGCGCUCAUUGCGGUGUCCAUCUUUGGGGCGGUGUACGGGUACUGGAAGUACAAGGGCUACGACAAGAUGACCACCUACACGCGCGUGCAGAAGGGCGAGCCGGGGCCCAGCACCUGAAGGCCCCAAAUUUCAUUAUUUGUGCAGUACUUGGAGGCCCCAUAUUACGUAAUAUGAGCAUGCUCAGGUACCCGGAUUGGCACGCAUUUAAGGUGCUGAACGGCAUCAACAUAGUGCACCAUGUUCCGCAGUUCUGAUUCUGCAAAGAAUCCGCAAGAGCCUUUGUCACAUGUGUAUUGUACCGAUUCGGUCUAUUUGCUUUGCCCAUAUAUGAUGUCGCAUGGGUGUCCGGCACUGCGCAAGUGAGAGACUGUUCUGCUGAAUGUUGGAGACUGAACGAUUCGUCUCACAGAAAGGAAUUGAAAUAACACGACUCAUGGUUUGACUUAGUAAUAAAUGCUUGAUCAAAUUUAAAACUGGUCAACGGCGAUGCAGUGUGAUGGAGAAAGGCAUAUCUACGAUC